Benincasa hispida (wax gourd) is the source of this 2017-nucleotide messenger RNA. RefSeq names its product cyclin-D1-1-like. Lineage: Eukaryota; Viridiplantae; Streptophyta; Magnoliopsida; Cucurbitales; Cucurbitaceae. The record is from RefSeq and is a predicted model, not a curated record.
UGAAGACAAAGCAGUGCAAGCCUCCAAGCCCCAACUUCAACCAAAACCACUUUUUCUUUACAUCACACCGGCGUUAAAUAUUCCGUCCACUUUUCCGAUCUCUUCUCCAGCUACUCUUGGAUUUCUCUCAUCGGAAAGAUGGCAAUAGAAUGAGGAAUCAGAAGCGGCGAUCAUGUCCGUAUCGAUUUCCAACUGCUUCUCUAAUUUACUCUGCCAGGAAGAUUCUUCCGGCGUCUUCUCCAGCGAGUCGCCGGGGUGUUCUUCCGACCUCGAUUCUCCGGCUUGCGUCGAGGAAUCUAUUUCCGUCUUCAUCAAGAAUGAGAGUCACUUCGUCCCCGAUUACGACUGUUUGUCGCGCUUCCAAUCUCCGUCGCUUGAUGCGGCCGCUAGAUUAGACUCUAUUGCAUGGAUUCUUAAGGUUCAAGCGUAUUACGGUUUUCAGCCGUUAACAGCGUAUCUCUCCGUUAACUACUUGGAUCGCUUUCUUAGUUCACGCCGUUUGCCGCAAACAAAUGGGUGGCCAUUGCAACUCCUCUCUGUUGCUUGUCUUUCACUCGCUGCUAAAAUGGAGGAACCUCUUGUUCCCGCAUUACUGGAUCUUCAGGUUGAAGGGGCAAAAUAUAUAUUUGAACCCAGAACAAUAUGCAGGAUGGAAUUAUUAGUGCUGAGAGUAUUGGAUUGGCGGCUGCGUUCAGUAACACCGUUCAAUUUCAUAGCUUUUUUUGCUUGCAAGCUUGACCCAUCUGGAGAUUUCAUUGGGUUUCUUAUCUCAAGAGCAACAGAAAUUAUACUGUCACAUAUCCGAGAGGUAAUAUUUCUGGAGUACUGGCCAUCGUGUAUUGCGGCAGCCGCCUUGCUUUGUGCAGCAAAUGAAGUCCAGAAUUUGUCUGUUGUCAAUCCAGAACAAGCUGAAUCAUGGUGCAGUGGUCUAAGGAAAGAAAAUAUCAUCGGCUGCUACCGUUUAAUGCAAGAGAUUGUGCUUGAUAAUAGCCGGAGAAACUUCCCCAAAAUCAUACCUCAGUUUAGAGUGACAGUCCGCACUAGAAUGAGAUCCAGCGACUUAUCCUCUUACUCUUCCUCUUCCUCAUCUUCAUCAUCACCAAACAAAAGGAGAAAAUUAAACCAGACCCAUUUCUGGGUAGAUGAUGAUGAUAAAGGUAACACCGAAGAAUGAGAGUUAAAAAGUAGAAUCCUCCAUAUUUUUUGGGAGGGUUUAGAUGUUAAGUUAACAUUUAACUAGAAUGGAUGGUGCGUGUUAAUUAUAGUACAUAGAGUAAUGAAAUCUCAAAGUUUUCAGGUGAGCUGUGAGAUUUCAAUAAUUUUAUUUAUUUUUGGAUCUUGUUGGUGGGCAAUUGCCAUUAAUUUAAUGGCUUUUGCAGAUUCCCAAUGGGAAGGGAAACUAAAGGGGAAAGCGGGGUUGGUUUGAUUUUGAGGGAAAUGGCAGAGCGUUGAAUAAGUGGAGUCCAUAUGGAGUGUGAAAGAGAAAAGUUUGAAGGGGAAACUUGGAUUUAAAACUCUACAUUGAACAGUGGGAGUGGGACCUAUGAACUAUGAAAAAAGUUAUUGAGAAAAUCAUCAAGUGGGCAGUGGCAUAUGGUUUCAAGUUCCAAGUUUGAAGUCAGAGGAGAUUUUGAUUCAAAAGUUUCUCAUCUUCAACAACUAUAUUUUGUUGCUCCCCAAUGGAUGGGCAGUAAAUAAAUAGAAACGGGGUGGCUCCAAUUUACAGCUUUGAGUGGCUGUGUGUGUGCACACGUUUUUUGGUGCGUGGGCAUGCUUUUGCUUGUGUUUGUGUAGUGUAUGAGUGGAGGAAGUGCCUCUGUUUUUUUUAGUUGUGUGAGUUAAUUUUUACAGCUAGGGAAAAAAUCCCAAGUAUAGAGAAAGGGUCUUUGGGGCCUUUGAAUGCUUGUUGUAUUGUUUUUUUUUUUCAAUCAAUGUGAUUAAUUUUCACUCAUUUCUCUGUCUUUCUCUGUGUGACUCUGCCCAUCACAUGUGAUUGAUAAUCAAUACUUGGUAGCUU